CCCAUCCAUGGCCAAGAUCAAGUGCAUCAAGGCGCGGCAGAUCUUCGACAGCCGCGGCAAUCCCACGGUCGAGGCUGAAGUGACUCUUGACGAUGGGAUCUUCGCUAGAGCCGCUGUGCCCAGCGGUGCAUCCACCGGGGUCUACGAGGCACUCGAGCUGAGAGAUGGCGGGUCUGAUUAUCUUGGAAAGGGUGUUUCCAAGGCUGUUGAGAAUAUCAACUCGAUCAUUGGCCCUGCCCUAGUUGGAAAGGAUCCAACAGAGCAGACAGAAAUUGACAAUUUCAUGGUUCAACAACUUGAUGGAACUGUAAACGAGUGGGGUUGGUGUAAGCAAAAGCUUGGAGCAAAUGCUAUACUUGCCGUGUCCCUUGCGGUCUGCAAAGCCGGGGCUGAUGCUCACAAAAUUCCCCUGUAUAAGCACAUUGCUAACCUUGCCGGUAACAGCAAAUUGGUAUUGCCUCUGCCCGCUUUUAAUGUUAUUAACGGAGGCUCGCAUGCUGGAAACAAACUUGCAAUGCAGGAGUUCAUGAUUUUUCCAGUUGGAGCUGGCUCAUUUAAGGAGGCCAUGAAGAUGGGUGUGGAAGUAUAUCACCAUUUGAAGGCUGUGAUUAAGAAGAAAUACGGUCAGGAUGCAACUAAUGUUGGCGACGAAGGUGGAUUUGCUCCUAAUAUUCAGGAGAACAAGGAGGGUCUAGAGUUGCUCAAAACAGCCAUUGCAAAAGCAGGUUACACUGGCAAAGUUGUUAUUGGAAUGGAUGUUGCUGCAUCUGAGUUCUAUGGAGAAGAUAAAACCUAUGAUUUGAACUUCAAGGAAGAGAACAAUGAUGGAUCUCAGAAGAUCCCUGGAGAUGCUCUCAAAGAUAUGUACAAGUCAUUCGCAAGUGAGUACCCUAUCGUGUCGAUUGAGGAUCCCUUUGACCAGGAUGACUGGGAGCACUACGCAAAGAUGACCUGUGAAAUGGGUGAACAUGUCCAAAUUGUGGGAGAUGAUCUGUUGGUCACCAACCCCAAGAGGGUGGAGAAGGCGAUUAAUGAGAAAAGUUGCAAUGCUCUCCUUCUCAAGGUUAACCAAAUUGGAACUGUUACUGAGAGUAUUGAAGCUGUAAGGAUGUCGAAGAGAGCUGGGUGGGGAGUGAUGGCUAGCCACCGCAGUGGAGAAACAGAAGACACUUUUAUUGCCGACCUUUCUGUGGGUUUGGCUACAGGUCAAAUUAAGACUGGAGCUCCAUGCAGGUCAGAGCGGCUGGCUAAAUACAACCAGCUCUUGCGAAUUGAAGAGGAGCUCGGUGCUGAAGCUGUUUUUGCUGGAGCAAACUUCCGCAAGCCCGUCGAACCCUACUAGAGCAAGAAUGGCAUCCUUAUCAGGGCAGAUCCGGGUGUUUGGCUUGCUUUGUCUGUUCUUGAGCAAUAAUUUUGGUCUUAGGGCGGCUCGAAAAUACAAGGCCUGAACUUUCGUUUGUCUUAAAUAAUCUUUCUUGUUGGAUCUUUUUUGAGCUCGAACGAUAUAAUGAGGAGGAGCCUUAUGUUUUUACUUUAUGGAGGAUUUAUAACUAACGGUCGGCUUUGAGAUCAAUGUUUUCUUUUAUUUUCGCUCUCUUAUGUCAACUCGGAGUUCGUUUCUGGACAGUGAAGUAAGAUCAAGCUCAUGAGUUUAUUAUUAUA
Syzygium oleosum is the source of this 1662-nucleotide messenger RNA. RefSeq names its product enolase. Gene Ontology annotation, molecular function: magnesium ion binding; phosphopyruvate hydratase activity. The transcript is spliced from 17 exons. The coding region runs from base 8 to 1342 and encodes 444 amino acids. Gene Ontology annotation, cellular component: phosphopyruvate hydratase complex. NCBI's taxonomy places the organism in Eukaryota, Viridiplantae, Streptophyta, Magnoliopsida, Myrtales, Myrtaceae. The record is from RefSeq and is a predicted model, not a curated record. Gene Ontology annotation, biological process: glycolytic process.